AUAAAGUACAGGGACACUCACUGACUGCACUUACAUCUAGUGAGAAAAACAUUACAGGCUCUCGGAAUAUCAGUGUGCACUCAACCUCUCUCUCUCUUUCUCUGAAAGCAAGAUAUACCCUCACCUUAGAAGACAUAUAAAGGACGAACAUCAAUUCUGAGCCAGACCCCUGCUUUCCAUACAGUCCACAUGACUGAGCCAUGCAGCAGCGCUGAACAGCAGACCAACACCUGUGUUCUUGGUUAAAACAAGAUGUCAUCAGCCAAUGAGAAUGGAGUCAGCGGGUCUACCAAUAACAGUAGAGAGAAAACAUACAAAAAGACUACUUCAUCUGCCCUGAAAGGAGCUAUCCAGCUUGGCAUUGGUUACACCGUGGGGAAUCUGACCUCAAAACCUGACCGAGAUGUGCUCAUGCAGGACUUCUAUGUGGUGGAGAGUGUGUUUUUACCCAGUGAGGGAAGCAACCUGACUCCAGCGCAUCAUUACCCAGACUUCCGUUUCAAGACUUACGCACCACUGGCUUUCCGCUACUUCCGCGAGCUGUUCGGGAUCAAGCCAGAUGAUUACUUGUAUGCUAUUUGUAAAGAGCCCCUGAUUGAGUUGUCUAAUCCGGGCGCCAGCGGCUCACUCUUCUACCUGACCAGCGAUGAUGAGUUCAUCAUCAAAACCGUCCAGCACAAGGAGGCCGAGUUCCUGCAAAAACUGCUUCCAGGAUACUACAUGAACCUCAACCAGAACCCAAGGACUCUCCUACCCAAAUUCUACGGCCUGUACUGUGUUCAGUCUGGAGGAAUCAACAUCCGUCUCGUGGUUAUGAACAACGUUCUGCCACGGUCUUUAAAGAUGCACUACAAAUAUGACCUGAAGGGCUCCACGUACAAGAGACGGGCUUCUCGAAAAGAGCGGGAAAAGGCCUGCCCCACAUAUAAGGACCUAGACUUUGUGGACAUGCACGAUGGCUUGUACUUUGACACAGAGACAUAUAACGCCCUGAUGAAGACGCUACAGCGAGACUGCCGGGUGCUAGAGAGUUUUAAGAUCAUGGACUACAGUCUGUUGCUGGGGGUGCACGUUCUGGACCAGAGUCACAGAGAAGGAGACGUCAACAAUGUGGACGGGAAGAGGAUCGUGGGACAGAAAGUUCUUUACUCCACCGCCAUGGAGUCCAUUCAGGGAGACGGCAAGGCAGCUGAGGCUUUGACCACCGAUGACACAAUGGGAGGUAUUCCUGCAAAAACACACAGGGAUGAAAAACUACUUAUUUUUCUAGGCAUUAUCGACAUCUUGCAGUCUUACAGAUUCAUGAAGAAGCUGGAGCACUCCUGGAAGGCACUCGUCUAUGAUGGUGAUACAGUGUCUGUGCACAGACCGGGUUUCUAUGCAAACAGAUUUCUCAAGUUCAUGAGCACCAGUGUAUUCAGAAAGAUUCACCCAAACCGUUUCUCCCCUGGCAAGAGGGCGCGUAACUCCAUAUCAGCGCUGAAGUGUUCUUCUCAAGAGGUGCUGUCCCCACAGAAGGAGGAGAAGCCCGAGGAGAGAGUGGACAGGCUUGGAGGCGCUCGUAGUCUUGCCAGUCUGGAUGGACAAGUGUUCUGGUCCUAUAACCGUCCUGACCUGGUCCCUCAGACUCCUUACCCACAUGAAGCCUCUUCCUUGAGAAACACCCUCUCCCCGCCCUCUAUAUUCGUCACAGAUCGGUACCUGAAGGCCAGAUCUAAUGAAAGAUGUGCCUGCUCGACUUUUACAUUGGAGGACAGCGCCAUCUGUCUGACGUCUGAGCAAAGCACCAUGGACAUAGACAGAGAUGACGACUCAGUGCUGGAUGUCUACUUUUGAGGAGCAAAAUGAGAGGUUUCUUCAUCUCUCCCCUCCCCAUCACCUCUGGAUCCUCUUGUGCCAAGAGCGCCCCCUGCUGCCAAACAAAUAAAAGAAGUCAUUGUGCUGAUUUUCGCCAAUACAACAACUACAAAAAAGACAUUUGUACAUUUCCUUGGACUGUUUGAAGGGACUGUGGCUAUAAGAUGGACAUGCAACCAAAGGCAGACUGUGCUUUUGUAGCCCUGAGCUUCCCAGCAGCGAAAGAACUCCACAGAUUCUUACAUUAAAGGCAGCUCUGGGGUCAGAGACUGAAGACAGACGUGACGUGACGUCAUUCGUUGUUUCAUAGACAUGCAAUAAAUACACUCCUCUGAUAUGCAAAGAUGGUUUCUAACAGCUAUCCUCUUUACCUCUUAAAGGAUCUAGUCUUUAGUGUCUAGAUGCAAUGCUUGGCGAUUCAAACUCUAGCUAACAGACCUGUUCAGAUAUUUUUAAAUGUGCAAUUUUUCAUACAUUAUACAAGUGUGUGUUAUGGUAGUUCUCCUCACUGGAGUAAUAAUCCUGAUGUUUUAUUUCCAAGGAAACACACAGUUUCUAGGAAACAAUGGAAGUGUGACUUUAGUUCUCAGACAUCUCUUAUGAGCACAUAUGUGUGACGUACUGUAAAUGUAGGAGUGAAACUUCAGUCAUUCUCAGAUUUAUGCUGGUACAUAAGCUCCUGAUAAUCAAGAGUGGGACUCGCAUCAGCAGUGUGUAUCAUUUACAUCUAUCCAGAUGCCAGAAUGUUUUUAUGUGCUUAAAUGCAGAUUAGGAGUCAAUCUUUCAUGUGGGGAUUGGGUGAGUUUCAUACACGCAUAUACAUUCUCUCAGGAGAUCCU
Messenger RNA from Rhinichthys klamathensis goyatoka, 2696 nucleotides. It is a transcript of the gene pip5k1bb, whose product is annotated as phosphatidylinositol-4-phosphate 5-kinase, type I, beta b. Gene Ontology annotation, biological process: phosphatidylinositol metabolic process. Lineage: Eukaryota; Metazoa; Chordata; Actinopteri; Cypriniformes; Leuciscidae. Bases 253 to 1836 code for a protein of 527 amino acids. Gene Ontology annotation, molecular function: phosphatidylinositol kinase activity. The transcript is spliced from 15 exons. The record is from RefSeq and is a predicted model, not a curated record.